This is a messenger RNA of Pungitius pungitius (ninespine stickleback), 4729 nucleotides long. RefSeq names its product apoptotic peptidase activating factor 1 (gene apaf1). Gene Ontology annotation, biological process: apoptotic signaling pathway; regulation of apoptotic process. Gene Ontology annotation, cellular component: apoptosome. The transcript is spliced from 27 exons. The coding region runs from base 182 to 3949 and encodes 1255 amino acids. The record is from RefSeq and is a predicted model, not a curated record. NCBI's taxonomy places the organism in Eukaryota, Metazoa, Chordata, Actinopteri, Perciformes, Gasterosteidae. Gene Ontology annotation, molecular function: protein binding; ADP binding.
GAAGCUCUUCUUUCAAAAUUGGGCGUGUAGUACAACGUUCAGAGAGAAAUAAAUUCCUUCUUCAUACACUGGACUUUUAAAAACGUAAAUCAAUAUACAGUUCAACGUACACCUUUCGCGGCAGUGGGAAAAAAAGGAUAUUUUAAAACAGGAUCCUGCAUGAUCGACGUGUCGUGUAGCGAUGGCGUUGGAGGAAGCGGCGCGGAGCUGUCUGAUGCGCUAUCGCCACCGGCUGGAGGACGACAUCAAGCCCCCCUACCUGAUGGACCACAUGGUCAGUGACGGCGUGCUGACUGUGGACGAGGAGGAGAGGAUAAAGAACCAGCCCACCAGGAAGGAUCAGGCCGUGGCUCUGCUCGCCCUGCUGCUCAGCAAGGACAACCGUGCCUACAUCUCCUUCUACAAUGCAAUGGUCAAGGAGGGCUACAACGAUUUGGCCAAUCUGCUUUUUCGUGACCUUCCCCACGGGUUACCCGAGGGUCACAAGCGCUCCGCUGAUUGCUGCACGCCUUACGUGCAGACAGUGCUCAGCGAGGGGGGCGUCCCACAGAGGCCGGUGGUGUUUGUCAGCAGACCAGAGCUCGUGAACCGCGUCAGGGAGAAACUCUACCGGCUGCAGAAGGAGCCCGGCUGGGUCACCGUCUUCGGCAUGGCCGGCUCGGGCAAAUCCGUCCUGGCUGCUGAGGCGGCAAGACACCAUGGACUCAUUGAAGAUUGCUUUCCCGGCGGAAUCCACUGGUUGUCCAUCGGCCAGCUGGACAAACCAGACUUGCUGGUGAAGAUCCAGUCAUUGUGUUUCCGUCUGGAGCAGAGCUUUGACUCCCAGCCCCUCCACCGCCCCCCCAACUCUCUGGACGAGGCCAAGGAGCGUCUGCGCUUCCUCAUGCUGCGCAGAUAUCCAAGAUCCCUCCUGAUUCUGGAUGACAUCUGGGACAGCUCAGUGCUGAAGGCGUUUGAUCUCCACUGCCGGAUACUUUUGACCACCAGAAACAGAAGCCUUGCUGACUCUGUCAGUGGCUCCAGAUACGAGGUGGAAGUGGAAAGUGGCCUGGAUGAAAACAAGGGACUGGAGAUACUUGCCCUGUACACUAAAACCAAACCCCAGGGACUUCCCGAGGAGGCUCGCAGCAUUGUUAGAGAAUGCAAAGGUUCCCCACUGGUGGUGUCCCUGAUCGGGGCUCUACUGCGAGAGAGACCCGACCGCUGGCGCUACUACCUCGGCCAGUUGCAGCAGAAGCAGUUCAAGCGAAUAAGGAAGUCAUCGUCUUACGACUACGACGCCCUGGACCAAGCCAUGGCAGCGAGCAUCGAAGUCCUACCCGACGAACAUCGGGAAUUCUACAAGGACCUCACUGUGCUGGAGAAGGACACCAAAGUCCCUGCAAAGGUGCUGUCUGUUCUGUGGGACCUGGAGACGGAGGAGGUGGAGGACAUUCUCGAGGAGUUUGUCAACAAGUCUCUGCUAUUCGUGGACAGUCACAAUAAACCCUACCUGUACUACCUCCAUGACCUCCAGCUGGACUUCCUGGUGGAGCAGAAUCGCACCCAGAUCGAGAGUCUCCACAAUAAGGUGGUGCUUAAGUACCAGCAGCACUACAAAGAUGCCCACUCCACCUCAGGAGAUGAGGAAUGUCUCUACUGGAUCAGAUUCCUGACCUAUCACAUGGCCAAAGCCAACCUCUUCCAGGAGCUGUACUCGCUCAUGUUUUCCCUGGACUGGGUCAGCACCAAGGCCCAGUUGAUGGGUCCGGCUUACCUCAUCAAUGACUAUGUGGAGUAUGGACCCAUUCUGGACAAAGAGAACUCUGAGACGCGGAGUCAAUUCCAGGAGUUCCUCUCUCUGAACGGCCACCACCUGGAGCAGCGUCCGUUCCCUGACGUGGUGCAGCUGGCUCUGUCUCAGCCGCACACAUCCGAGGUCUACAGACAGGCCCUGCUGCAGGCACGCGACCGGGCCACAACGGGGGGGCUCUACUUUGAGUGGCUGAACAAGGGCAGUGUAGAGAGUCUGUCCCGACUGGUGAUCCACCCCCACCAGGGCUCCAUCUACUCCGCCUGCUUCUCCCAAGACGGAGCCAAGAUUGCCUCCAGUGGAGCCAGCAAGACACUCAAGGUGUUCAAAAGCACCUCGGGUGAGAAGCUCAUGGAGAUCCAGGCCCAUGACGACGAGGUGCUCUGCUGUGCCUUCUCCCCCGACGACCGUCUCCUAGCGACCUGCUCCAGCGACAGGAAAGUCAAGGUGUGGAACGUGGAGAGAGCCAUGCUGCUCCGGGUCUUUGAGGAGGAGCACCAGGAGCAGGUCAACCACUGUCAGUUUACCAACUCGCCGCGACGCCUCCUGCUAGCCACCUGCUCCAACGACGAGUACAUGAAUACCAAGCUGUGGAACCUCAACAAGCCGUCGUCACAGAACACCAUGUUUGGCCACUCUGAGCCGGUCAACCACUGCUGUUUCUCCCCCGAUGACAAGCACCUGUCCACGUCCUCCAACGACGGCACCGUAAAGCUGUUCCACGUGUCGCCUGCCAACGAGUGGAAGACCAUCAACGUGAGAGCCGCGUUUGCGGAGAGCGAGGAAGAGGUCCUCGUCAAGUGCAGCACCUGGACGGCUGACGGAAAACGCAUCAUAUGUGCAGCCAGGAACGCUGCUCUGGUGUUUGACGUGGAGACGGCGGACAUGUUGCUGGAGAUCAGAACGAAUCGUCUGAGCACGGUGCAAUACUGUCACGCCUGUCCCACCAGUAACCUGCUGGCAAUCGCGUUCUCAAACUACGCCGUGGAGCUAUGGGACCUGGAGGCCAACAAGAAGAUGGCGGACUGCAGUGGUCACCUGAGUUGGGUGCAUCGGGUCCAGUUCUCUCCUGACGGCUCACAGCUGCUCUCCUGCUCCGCCGACCAGACUGUCCGGUUAUGGGAGACGAAGAAGGUGCACACCACCUCGGCCAUCUGCCUGAAAAGAGACUCCGACGUUCUCUUCAACGACGAAGAAAUCAUUGUGUCAGCUGCAGACAACUGCAACCGACUGCAGGUACGCGACGGCCGGACGGGAUCCGUGCUGUUCCAGUCGGAGGAGAAGCCGUCCAGGAUCCGGUGCACGUGCAUGUGCAAGCAGCCCUCUGCUGUGGCGCUGGGCCAGGAAGAUGGCACCGUGCAGGUUUUGGAGGUGCCCUCUGGGAGGCUCCUAGCUACGCUGCUCGGACACACCAAGACGGUGCUUCACUGCCGGUUCGGCCAGAGCGGCCAAACCCUCCUCACGUCCUCCGAGGACACCACCAUAAGGGUGUGGAGGUGGCAGUCUGGGGAGUGCAGAGUACUGCAGGGUCACAAGGAGCAGGUCAGAUGCUUCUCUCCGCUCCCCGGUGACACCAAACUGCUGUCCUGGUCCUUUGAUGGCACUGUCAAGAUGUGGGACGUAGACCGUGGAGAGAAGCUGCGGGACAUCGAGGCUCACCGGGGAGCCAUCCUGUCCUGUCGCGUGUCGCCCGACGGGCGCCUCUUCGCCACCACCUCUGCCGACAGCACCGCUAAGCUGUGGCACAGUGAGUCCUGGGAGUGUGUCCACACCUUGAGCGGCCACCAAGACUGUGUCCGAAGCUGCCGCUUCUCCUGGGACGGCCGGCGCCUCGCGACAGGAGACGACAACGGGGAGAUCCGGCUGUGGAGCGUGGCGGAGGGCUCCUUGCUGAGGAUCUGCUCGCGUGACGGAAAGGACGCCAUGGACUCGCUCCACGGAGGCUGGGUGACCGACCUGCACUUCUCCCCGGACGACGCCCUCCUGGUCUCCACUGGCGGCUACAUCAAGUGGUGGGACGUGGAGACGGGCGAGGCCCUGCAGACCUUCUUUACCACGGGGACGGCGUUGAAGAGGAUCCACGUCUCAUCCGACUUCUCCACCUUCGUCACCAUCGACAGCAUCGGCAUCCUCUACAUCCUGCAGCGGGUGGUGUGAGACACUGCUGCCCGAGACCUACAUUUCUUUGCACUCCUUACUCCGCUAACUUGACUUUACCAGAUACCACCAGCUGCAAAUGAAAUACUGAUCAACUGCUGGAAGGAUGGUCAAACAAUCGCAGCUCAAGGAGUCUUAAGGUGAAGACAGGAGAUGCAAAAGUUGAGCUUUUUUCUCUCUCUGAAUGCGAGCAAAGCAACAUGCAGCGUUUUGGUACGUUCAGGCCUUUAAAUCAUUAAUGUCAACAGGGGAAAGAUAAAUGUGAACAAUAGUCGUUAAUCAAUGUGGCAUCAGAACAUUAUUGCAUGCGAUUUGUGAUAUCGAGUACUGUACGUCCGUUGCUCCAUUAGAAAUAAUGAAGUGCAUUUGACGCGUUUAUGCUGUGAUGUUAUAGAACUUCCAUCUUUGUGUUUGAGGGAUCAUCUUGUGGGUGCGUUCUAUAAACAGUUCUGGGCCUUUUAUUUACACUGCAGCCUCAAUCUUAAUGUAAAUACUGGAGGGCGUGUAUGUUCUGUGCACAUGGCUUUUGCCUUUUUCGAGCCAUCAGCAUAGACUGAGGUGAUGGUGCAUUUAGAACAAACAUUUAAAAAAGAAAUAACAUUAACUUUUAAAAAUCAGGAUUUUGAAAUUGAAUAAUCUUUUGACAGCUGGCAACUCUAUCUGUACAGCCAAAUUGAUUUGUACCUUUCAUCAGAUGGUUUCUGUAUGUGAUUUUUAAUGAUGUUUGCCCUUGCUAAUGUUUAAGAGCACUUUUAGUGCUGCAUUAACUGAGAGCUUUUA